Aspergillus melleus is the source of this 1952-nucleotide messenger RNA. RefSeq lists its product as uncharacterized. The record is from RefSeq and is a predicted model, not a curated record. Bases 1 to 1920 code for a protein of 639 amino acids. Gene Ontology annotation, molecular function: triacylglycerol lipase activity. The transcript has 2 exons. Gene Ontology annotation, biological process: triglyceride catabolic process. NCBI's taxonomy places the organism in Eukaryota, Fungi, Ascomycota, Eurotiomycetes, Eurotiales, Aspergillaceae.
AUGGCUCCCUUGGCAUGGGUCGUGCUGCUUCUUGUGCUGCUUGGUCAUACCAUUUCCGCUACUUCCUUGUAUUCUCCCUCUGAUGUGUCAGACGUAGUCCUUGAUCUAUCGUCUAACAUUCCUCCUACCGAUGCUCCACUUCACCUGAAUGAUACCCUGACCUCUGACGCCCCGAAUCUUGAAAAAAGGGACGAUAACAACCCGAAUGAUUUCGGCUGGAUCAGAAGGUGGGCUGCACUUGGGGACAGUUUCACCGCAGGUAUUGGGGCAGGCAAUCUGUACAAUUCCACCCCGGAAGACAGGAGAUGCUCUCGUUACGACCGAUCCUAUCCUUCUAGAUUGAAAAUGGCUUUCAGUGCGGAUGCGGACUUCCAAUACCUUGCAUGCUCUGGAGAUCGUACCGAGCAGAUCCAUGCACAGACCUGGGAUCUGAAACUUGGUAAAGACACCGAGCUGGACCUCGUCGUUCUGACUGGCGGGGGAAACGACCUUUGUUUGUCAGAUAUUAUCAAGCGCUGCGUGUUGUUGCCUUUCCAAAGCGAGAAGAAAUGCCACGAAACCCUCGAGAAAGCGGACUUGAACCUGGAACAUCUGCUGGCUGGUAAUAUCCGAAGCGUGCUCAGUAGGCUCGAUGGCUAUGUGCGUCCAGGCGGUCCCGUCCUCUACGUUCUGUACGCAGAAUUCUUCUAUGCCGAUAGCAACUCGUGCGGCCUGAACCAAGACUGGACCCUGGGCAGGCUUGGAGAGGCAUUGCCCUUGACGAAGGACAGACGUCGGAAGUUCAACGACCUGGUGGUUCGGACCAACGAAGUGAUACAGAAGGCCAUCGACGAUGUCGUUAAGCAAGACAAUUUAAGAUACCGUAUUCGAACCGUCAACUGGAACGAGUUCCCCAAGCAGGGCGUCCGGGGCCAGUUCUGUACCCCAGGGACAAAAGGGAUCUACCCAGAUCCCGGCCAACCUGACCUGCAAUUCUUCAAAACGAAUACUGCCCAGAUCCAAGACACUCCCCCGUAUACUGGAGAGGGCAAGCGAGAUGUGGCGGUCGAGCUGGCCGAGGAUAGGCUCUGGUACAGCUCGCGCAUCUACAAGUCGAUUAACCCGGCGGCUCAGGCAGAGCGCCGCCUCGACCCGCGCGCGCCCCUUCCUCCCCAUUGCCCUGGUGGCCGAGAAAAGGCGGAUGAAAAUCUUCUGGAAGAAUGGUUGAAAGAUGCGAUCGAGAGCUGGGGCUUCGGUCUACCAGAUGACAUUGGCAAACUCUUCCAUCCGAACGAGCUUGGCCACUCGACAAUCGCAUCUUUCGUAAUGCAAGAGCUCAUCAACGCGCGGGCCGAGGAGCUCGGGGUCUACAAUCCGCGGUGUGAUAAUUUCAACAAGUUCGAAUGCACCAAAAAGCCCGACGAGCCGUCGAAUUACUACGCGGAUGUCGACUCAGCCGUCGAGGCCAAGAAGCUCUUCUGCCGCGGUGAGCUCCCGAUGGCGUGGACGGAUGCUGGCGCCGGCCGGAAGAAGCACUCGAAAACGUACUACCGCGAUACCCCCGACGAGAUGCACUUCGAGGUCUACUCGAACUCCGCGGCUUUCAACAGUGACGAAUGUCACGAUUCUUUCGACCGCAUUAUUCACAGCUGCGACGGCCUCGACCCCGAGAACCCUUUGAACUUCAAGUUUGGAGGGCGCUGGGUCCGCGGGUCCACCAUCUACCAGCUGAAGAUGGGGAUGGGUCACAUCAAGCGCAUCAAGAAAGUCCCAAAGAAGCGCUCAGGCUAUUGCGCGUCUGAAGACGUAGAAGGGGGCUGGCGGUUCUGGCUGCAAGGCUCGGGCUUCGCCAGUUGGGACUUUGGUCAGGAAACCAUCCUGCCUUCUGCCCACGCCUGUGCCGAUGGAGCAAGAUAUGUCCACAGCUUUGACUUCCAUUAGUUCCCCACCCCGCAAGGUGGCAUGGAGUGGCA